Molecule: messenger RNA, 1683 nt
Organism: Bipolaris maydis ATCC 48331
Lineage: Eukaryota; Fungi; Ascomycota; Dothideomycetes; Pleosporales; Pleosporaceae
Molecular function (GO): 4-hydroxy-tetrahydrodipicolinate synthase activity
Source: RefSeq, a predicted model, not a curated record
CUCGUCCCAUUUUUCCUUUCAGCGUCUCGCUAGUUCUUUCCCAAAAGUCUCGCUUCUUUUUACAAGCCUUUGCUAGUAUAAAAGCCUACUUUUCUUCUCCACACUCCCCAACAAAAGUUGAUAUCAUGUCACCACACCACGACGCCCCUUCUCCUGCCAACAGCUUCACUCAAGAUUCUGGUUUCCACCAUCCCGUGCAAUCUGUCUACCUGGCUGACCGCUACAACGACCUCGACGCCAACUCAAUGACUUCUGCUGACGUUGGUAUCCGGCGGGCGCUGGUCCCUGGCAUCUACGUUCCCACUGUAGCAUUCUUCGACCCAGCUACGGAUAAUGUAGAUGUCCAAACGGUAGCUAGCCACGCCGUCCGUCUGGCAAAAGCUGGUGUUGCUGGCAUCACCACCCAAGGAUCCAAUGGCGAGGCUGUUCACCUGUCGCACAAGGAGCGUGACCUCAUCACAAACACUACCCGCAAGGCUCUCGACGACGCAGGUUUUGGCUACAUGCCUAUCAUUGUCGGCUGUGGCGCCCAGUCUACUCGCGAGGCCAUCGAGCUCUGUGAAGAAGCAGCCUCCGCUGGCGGAGACUACGCCUUGGUACUCCCACCAGCAUACUACCAGGGCCUGUUUUCCAAGGACACUGUCAAGGAAUUCUUCAACGAUGUAGCCACUGCGUCACCUAUCCCCAUUCUCAUCUACAACUACCCAGGCGCCGUUUCGGGGCUUGAUCUCAACUCAGAUGUCAUCAUCGAGUUGGCCCAGCAUCCCAACAUUGUCGGUUGUAAGCUGACCUGCGGCAACACCGGAAAGCUCAACCGCAUUGCAUCAGCAACACGCGCAGCCACCGUCUCCGAUCCAGGCUCCGGCUUCAUGUGCAUGGGUGGAUCGGUCGAUUUCACUCUCCAGACACUAGUCGGAGGUGGCUCCGGUAUCAUCGGCGGCAUGGCCAACAUUGCCCCCAAGACCUGCGUCAAGCUAGUUGAACUGUUUGAGGCUGGCCACCUCGCCGAAGCACGCAAGCUCCAGGCUGUCGUGGCUAGGGGUGACUGGGCUGCCAUCCAAGGCGGCAUCAUCGGCACCAAAGCUGGCCUCAUGGCUCACUACGGCUACGGUGGUUACGCUCGCAAGCCUCUGCCCAGGCCCUCCAAGGAGGAAACUCGCAAGUGGCGAGAGGCCUUUGAAGAACUCGUCCAAACGGAGAACUCGCUAUAGGAGCUUUUUCGUUAUUCUGUUACGUCUGUUCACGAACCCUUCUUCUUUUACAGUCAUCACCCCCUUCUGCAUAGGAAUCUGGCGCUGAGACUACUAGUAUUACGAAGCUUGUAAUGGCGUUUUUUUCUAACUUUUCAUUUUUCUUUGACUGGAACCUGGAAAUCUCAAAAGCAAAAACGUGGGGUAUUUCAACUCGUUUACGUCUCUUGUUUGCAACUCCAUUGAUCGAGCUGAUAACGCUUUUGUCUUUGUUUGCAAAGAAAAAAAAGAAGAAAACCCGGUUUCCAUGUAUCUAUUUUCUUACUUUUGCACCCUUUUUUUUCGCAUAGCAAGUGGGGUUGGGCGGUCAUCUGUCGAUACGCGGUUAUCCGUUUUUUUAUUACUAUUAGUCUGCAAAGUAAGCAAAACAGGCUGCAUUCUAAGGGAAAUGCAUCCGGAAAUAAAAUAUCAUGAAUCAAAAACAUGACGCCGU